AUGAAAAACUUGAAUGGAUCACAUGCCAGUCGCCCAGUUUUUAUUCUGACAGGCAUCCCAGGGAUGUCAGACAAGAACCCAUAGAUGGCCUUUCCCCUGGGAUUUCUCUACAUACUCACCGUCCUGGGAAAUGGUACCAUCCUAGCGGUUGUCAAGGUGGAGCAGAGCCUCCAUGAGCCUAUGUAGUACUUCCUCUGCAUCUCGGCUCUGACUGAUGUUAGUCUCUCCAUGUCUACUCUGCCCUCUAUGCUCAGUAUCUUCUGGUUCAACGCCCCUGAGAUUCCCUUUGAUGCAUGUGUAACACAGAUGUUCUUCAUUCAUGGAUUUGGAGUAGUAGGAUCUGGAGUCCUAGUGUUCAUGGCCUUCGGCAGAUUUGUGGCCAUCUGAGAACCUCUGUAUUAUGUGUCAAUCCUCACUCAUGGUGUUACUGGAAAGAUUGGACAAAUUGUCUUUGCUCGGGCAGUCUGUGUGGUCUUCCUGUGCCUUUUCUGGCUAUCAUUCUGUUAUUCCAAUGUCUUUCAUUCAUACUGUCUGCACCAGGUUAUAAUGCACCUAGCCUGUGCCGGCAAUGUCCACAGCCUCUACGGCCUCAUCGUCAUCAUCCUCACGUCAGGGCUCGAUGCUCCCAUCAUUCUCUUCCUGAAGACAGUGCUGGGCAUUGUCAGAGCCCAGAGGCUCAAAGCCCUCAACACCAGUCUCUCUCGCAUCUGUGCUGAGUUUCUCUUUUAUAUUCCUCUCAUCGGUACCACCAUGAUCUACAGAUUUGGGAAACACUUACCAUCAAUUGUGCACAUGCUCAUAGCCAAUAUCUACCUUCUCCCUGCUGUGCUAAGCCCCAUUGUCUACAGUGUGAAGGACAAGCAGAUAAGAGGUCAGGUCAUGAGAAUGUUUCAGGGGAGAAAGAGCAGAGCCUAG
This is a messenger RNA of Microtus ochrogaster (prairie vole), 915 nucleotides long. Its product is annotated as olfactory receptor 51H1. The record is from RefSeq and is a predicted model, not a curated record. NCBI's taxonomy places the organism in Eukaryota, Metazoa, Chordata, Mammalia, Rodentia, Cricetidae.